Molecule: messenger RNA, 381 nt
Organism: Saitoella complicata NRRL Y-17804
Lineage: Eukaryota; Fungi; Ascomycota; Saitoellomycetes; Saitoellales; Saitoellaceae
Product: cytochrome b5
Exons: 3
Coding region: 1-381 (126 amino acids)
Biological process (GO): sterol biosynthetic process
Cellular component (GO): endoplasmic reticulum membrane; intracellular membrane-bounded organelle
Molecular function (GO): heme binding
Source: RefSeq, a predicted model, not a curated record
AUGGCCGACGUCAAGGAAUACACCUACACCGAAGUUGCUGAGCACACCGACCGCUCCGACCUCUUCAUGGUCAUCCACGACAAGGUCUACCAGUGCGCCCAGUUCAUGGACGAACACCCCGGUGGUGAGGAGGUCUUGAUGGAUGUUGGAGGCAAGGAUGCGACUGAGGCUUUCGAGGAUGUUGGUCACUCCGAGGAGGCACGGGAGUUGUUGGAGAAGAUGUUUGUUGGUAACUUGAAGCGCGGUGCCGGUGAUGCUCCUGCAAAGUCUACUGCGGCUCAGCCAAGUACCAAAGCGCAGCAGGCGGGUGGAUCGAAUUUGGCGGUGAUCGUUGCGUUGAUCGCUGUUUUGGCAUUUGUCGCGUUCAAGUUCACUCAGUAA